Molecule: messenger RNA, 873 nt
Organism: Emiliania huxleyi CCMP1516
Lineage: Eukaryota; Haptophyta; Isochrysidales; Noelaerhabdaceae
Exons: 8
Coding region: 1-822 (273 amino acids)
Source: RefSeq, a predicted model, not a curated record
AUGUUACAUGGCAGCUUGCCGACGCGACGCGCCCUCGUCUCGGCGGCAGCGCUUCUUUCAGCGCCUCGUUUACCAGCGCACGCGAUCUCGCGCUGGUCGCUCCCAAACGGUGAGGUCUCGCUUCGAGAGCCUAGCUUCGCCUGCGGCGGCAGCAGCUACGAGGCGCCAAUCCUUCUCGGCGCUGGCGGCUCUGGCGCGGCGCUCUCGGUAUCGCCAUCGUCGUCUCGGCCGGCAGUCAAGGGCGAGCGGGUGGUGCUCAAGGUCUCGUGGUCCUCUCCCGGCGCGGCGGCGGCCGUGCGCAACGAGGGAGCCGUCCUGGAGCGGCUGAAUGGCGUCAAUGGCGUCGAACGGCUCCUCGGCAGGUGCGACUACACUGCCAUUUCGGGCGGUGGAGAGCCGGGAGGCUCCGGCCGGGUCGCCCUGUUGCUAUCGCCGCUGGUGGAGGACGCGGUGGACUCGAUCGGCGCCCUCACCGACGCGCGCAUGCAGGAGGCCGCCACGGCGCAGCUGGCGAGCACGGUGAUCGCCAUCCUCGCGGCAAACGUCUGCUCUACCGAUCUGCAGCUGCUGAUUGACCGGCGGACGGCGGCGCUGACGGUGAUCGACCUGACCGAGGCGCGGGUCAUGGCGUCGCCGCCGUCGGACGCCGACCUCGCGCAGGCCGCCUCCUUCGCCACCGAGGCCCGCAACCAGGUGCCGGCGCGCUGGCUGGGGUACUUUCAGCAGCGCGCGAGAGAGGAGGCAGCAGAGCUUGCGCGGCGGCGCGGCCCGCCUGCGGACCCUGAGGUGCUGCAGGCGGCACUGGACGCGGUGGCGAGUUAGCUGAGUUUGGAUUGCCAGUCGAUUUCUUUAUGUAUUAUGUGUCGCGGCCUG